GGGAUGGAAAAUAAGAAUCUGAUUUCUCUUAUUAUUUUCUUCAGCAAUUGUAUUGGUUAAUGAUGUCACCUGAUAUCAAAGAAUAAUCUGUUUAUUUCAAUGGUGUUUAUUUAUGUAUGUAUUUUUAUAUGUUACAGGAAUCAUGGUAGUAUUGUGUACCAUGAAGUGAUUGUGUGCCGUGGUAUGGAGCGUCGAGAUCCAUACAGCACCAUGUCACAGCCCUCGGCAGACAAAGGCAGAGAUCCUUAUCGCUCGACAUAUGCUGAACAUCAGGAUAUGAUGUUGAGUGAGGAUGAAGAGGAAAGUGCAACUCUAGCUGAGCCUAUGACGCUAGAGGGUGCAAAGCAGCUUGCACAGACAUCUGUGGUAGGGCCAGUAUCUACCCCAACGCCACCAGUUGCCUCUCUGGCAUCUAUAUCUCCUCCUCCACAUCCUCUCGUUGCUGCGCCUCUGACGUCACCUCAUCACUCAUCUCACCACCACCACCAUCACCAUCACUUGACAUCUCCUCCUCCUCCACCACCCCCACCUCCAAGCCAUCACCACCACCAUCUAACCUCACCCCACCAUCACCACCUUACUUCUCCGCCUCCGCCUCAUCAUCACUCCCAUCUCACACCCCCUCUCCCUCACCACCAUCACCACAUAUGGGGAGCUUCAUCAGUUGCCCAUGAGGAGGAAGAGGAGGAAGAGGAACCUCAAGACUUGCCAUCAACAGUGGAUAUCCAAGCCAUCAGACUGUGCAGGCAAGGUAUGGAUGUCAGUCAUGAGAGUUAUAUCGGUAAUUCUGCGGGUAUGGUAGAUGGUAGGGGUCAUGGAAGAAAGCUCUCCUCAGUAAUGCAGGAGUAUAAGUGGGAAGAAGUGAUGAGUAGCUGA
Molecule: messenger RNA, 876 nt
Organism: Penaeus vannamei (Pacific white shrimp)
Lineage: Eukaryota; Metazoa; Arthropoda; Malacostraca; Decapoda; Penaeidae
Source: RefSeq, a predicted model, not a curated record